Erinaceus europaeus (western European hedgehog) is the source of this 988-nucleotide messenger RNA. It is a transcript of the gene GINS1, whose product is annotated as GINS complex subunit 1. Bases 104 to 694 code for a protein of 196 amino acids. Gene Ontology annotation, biological process: DNA replication; DNA strand elongation involved in mitotic DNA replication. The transcript has 7 exons. Gene Ontology annotation, cellular component: GINS complex. The record is from RefSeq and is a predicted model, not a curated record. NCBI's taxonomy places the organism in Eukaryota, Metazoa, Chordata, Mammalia, Eulipotyphla, Erinaceidae.
GUCUCUGGAGCGGUGGGGUCGAGACUUCUGUAACCGAAAGCUCAGCGAUCGUUUAGCUCAGGAGCAAGAAGUUGAAAGGCCGUGGUGUCGAGAUCCCUCCGCCAUGUUUUGCGAAAAGGCCAUGGAGCUGAUUCGCGAGCUACACCGCGCGCCCGAAGGACAGCUGCCUGCCUUCAAUGAGGAUGGACUCAGGCAAGUUCUGGAGGAGAUGAAAGCUUUGUAUGAGCAAAACCAGUCGGAUGUCAAUGAAGCAAAGUCAGCUGGGCGAGGUGAUCUGAUACCGACUAUCAAGUUCCGACACUGCUCCUUGCUAAGGAACCGGCGCUGCACCGUGGCUUACCUGUAUGACCGAUUGCUUCGGAUCCGAGCGCUCAGGUGGGAGUAUGGCAGUGUUUUGCCGAAUGCUUUACGAUUUCAUAUGUCUGCUGAGGAAGUGGAGUGGUUCAAUCAUUAUAAAAAGUCUCUUGCUACUUACAUGAGGUCAUUGGGAGGAGAUGAAGGCUUGGAUAUUACACAGGACAUGAAGCCUCCAAAAAGUCUGUAUAUUGAAGUGCGGUGUCUAAAAGACUAUGGAGAGUUUGAAGUUGAUGAUGGUACUUCAGUCCUGUUAAAAAAAAAUAGCCAGCACUUUCUGCCCCGGUGGAAGUGUGAGCAGCUCAUCAGACAAGGCGUUUUGGAGCAUGUGCUACCCUGACCUCAGUACUCGACCAGCAAGCAUGGACACCCCCAUCCUCCCUUUCCACCCUCCCUCAUACAAUCCCUCAACACCCUCCCUGCCAACCCCCCUUUACCCACACUCCCUUACCUGCUCUUUUAUAUUGCAGAAGUUAGAGACAAAACUGCCCAGGAAAACUACAUGUUUUUUCUAUUUCACAGGACUCAGCCUCCUUUCUGUGAUGAGCUAUACUAGUGAUCAUAAUAUCCCUACAAUUAUGAUAAUUGUUUUUUAAUUAAACACAUGUAUUUAUUAAAUUUACAUUUCAAUUUU